GGGACGACGCGGCGGCGGCGAUGGAGGCGCUCUUUUCACAAAGGCGCUCUUUUCACAAAGAGCGCCUCGAAAUGCGCAUGCGUUUACUUUCAUUAUUUAUUAUUAUUUAAUCGCGCUCUGCAUUGUGAAACGCGGUCUUGUACAACACGGUUGGGAAGGGUGGUUCGCGCUUUGCAUUUUUCGAUUUUUGUUGUUCCAUUUUGGCCAAACCGCUUUGCGAUUGAAGCUGUAUUUGCGAUUAAGGCACCGCGUAACAACCCUCACGCAUCCACCACCACCAACCCUCCUCCUCCACCACCAACCCUCCUCCUCCACCACCACCAACCCUCCAUCAUCACCACCACCACCACCAUCCUCCUGCUCCUGGUGCGUUCGACGCGGCUCCGGCCGGGACGCGCUCAGUCAAAGAGGCGACAGCGGCGUUCAAUCCCCCGGGCGCAAUGGCCAGGCUGCUGCUGCUGGCGGCGUGAGUAGUACACCCGCGCGGAGAGGCUGUUUGUUUGCUCAUCGGGGACUUCAUUAAUUAUUCAUUAGUGGCGAUCGGCAGCAGCAGCAGCAAACCUCAUUCGUGAUGCCGCCGCCGCCGCCACCUACCAGCCCCGCGGACAGCUCCGCGCUUCGGGCGCCAUCCUCCCCGGCUCUGCUUCGUCUUCUUCCCUGGCUCCUGGUGACUCUGCUGGCUCCAGCUGCAACAGCCAUGCCGGAUCAAGUGCCAUUCCCAGCACAUAACGACACCUUGACCACCCAAAACUACUCAAUGUUGCGUCAGGUCAACAUGUCGUCUUCGCAGGAGACCAGCGGAAGCAACUUGAUGUCGGUGCUGUCCACCCCAUUGGAAACCACCCAACUGGAAGACUCCCACGGAAGGGCACCCAAAGUGCCUCUCAACACGUCCCCGUCAACGCCUGUCUACGUUCACGAAUUUCCAUCACCACCUGGUCGGAAUCAGUCGUCACCGCUUGCCACGGACCACAGUGUACCGACUGACGGAGCUGCAGUCAUGCCGGGUGCAACUACACAACCCCAAAAGAAUGCUCACAGUGAUGACAACCAAGGCUAUGUCUUUGGGAGCAGUGGAGAUGGGUCACCUACGGAAAACCCGCAGCACUUAAAAUUUUUUGAGAUGGUAAAUCCCGUGACCUCCAAAAUCGAAAGAAGUCCCGAAUUUGUCCAAGCAUUUGAGAAAGAUGAUUUGGUUGUGCAGGAGCUGCAGAGCUUUGAGAAAAUUGACAUCUCUGAGCCACGGCACGGCAAAGAAAGCAAUGAGGUCUACACAGUGAAGACAGAAGUCGUGACAGUAACUAGAGUAUUACCUAAAGACACUACCACCAGUGGCCUCUUGACUGAUGCCAUCACGAUCGCCAUUCCUCCAAUGCCAACGAAGCAGGAGGCUACAGAGCAAACUUCCGAGCCAAGUCUCACCGCUCAGGGGGAGGAGAGUUUUGGAAACCUGGAAGAUAUCAAACUCAAAACGAGUGCCAUCAAAACUGAAUCCGUGGAAGGUUUUGAACCUUACAAUGAAGGGUCUCUGAAUGUAGGGCUGCCGUUUAUUCGAAACACGGAGGUGAAAGAUGCCUUGGAAUCUACUGCAUUCACUGUCACUUUAAUGGAAGAAUCUUGGUUCAACAUGACUGAAGCACCCAGUUCAGAAGGUGAGGUUUUGUCAGAGGGAUGGAAAGGUGACGGGCUAGUUAACGUCGAUGACAAAGAUGCAUCACUUGUGGGAAAUGAAGACGCAAAUGAUCGCGCCACAAAUUCCAAGACACAAUUAGAAGCUCCCAAUGUUGGGAACUCAACUGAGACGUAUGCUGACUUUGGCGACGCCGGUGAGAUAUACGAUGGCGUUGACAGCAAAGGGACACUUCAGCUGGAAGAUUCAAGUAAGGACAGUGACAGUUACUGGAGCCGGCAAUCCACUGCAGACCCAGACCUUGAGGAUUCAAGGGAAUCGUGGUUCGUGACUACCGUGACGGACAUGCAGCCCAGGACACCUGAAGCGGAAGAUCUUGCUCCACAGAUAACGAGAGGACCAGCAGCGAUCGAUGACCACGAUGAUUACGGUGACGUUAAUAAUUUAACCUACGGAGAUGGAAGCCUAAACGCGGAGCCAACAAUGUCACAGAUCUCCAGCAGCAGCGGCCCGGUGGAUGCCAUUGCACCUUGGGACGAGGCCAAGUCGAAGGGCAAGGCGGUGGCAGCGUCGGAUGCUGCGAGCUCGUUUGAGCUGGUGGACGGAGUGAGGAAGUGCAGGCCGGGCUAUGCUCCACACAACGCCUCCUGCAUCUCCGUGUGCGCAACGACGCCCCACUAUUGCUACAAUAAUGGCCGCUGCUAUUUGGUGGAAAAUCUGGGAGCCAUAUGCAGGUGCUCGGCACAGGAGUACAGCUGGUACAAGGGCGCCCAGUGCCAGUCGGUGGUGACGGACUUCCAGGUGGGAUGCGUGGCGGUGGGCACCGCUCUGCUCGUGCUCUUCCUCAUCUUCAUGCUCAUUGUCUUCUUCGCCAAAAAGCUGCACUCGCUGAGCACCGAGAACCAGCAGCUGCGCACAAAGAGCCUGCCCAAGUGUCAGCUGGAGGUUGGAGCUGACAACUUCUCCUUGUCGACAGUGGCUGUGGAGUCCUGCAUGCCCCCCCCACCUCGCAAGAGCUGCCAAGAGUCGCCCAGCCUGCUGCCCAGUGCCCGUGCCCUCAACUAUUAUGACAACAUGCUGUGUACGGUACGACCUUACGAUGUCCCCUCUGGACGACCCGAGCCAGAAGCAGGAGAAGAACGGGGAGUCUGGGGCAAUCACUGUGGGGCACGGGAAGCCUCUGAACGCCAGCGCCUCCGCAGGGCACCCCCCGCACGUCCCGCACGCUAAACCCGAGAACACGUCCGACGACAAACCCAGCGAUAGCCGCUCCUUCCAAAACAACCUUGCCUGAAGGCGCGCCGGGUGGAGUAACCACGUGGCAACCGCGUGGUGCUUGCUCUCAAACCUUAAAACCCUCGCCUCCGAGCUCCAGGCAUCUUUUCAUGCACAACCACAACAACAGAGCGGAGUCUCUGGUAAGAUUUUAUCAUUUUGGAGUGGCAGCGGUGGUUCUUAAUAAUAAAGGUGUUAAGUACACGUCACCAGCAUUUAAUUUUAGGCAUUGUACGGUGCUUUUUAUUGGCAUUCACUGUAGUUACAUGCGUUUACAAGGUUGUGUGGCAGUUUUAAUACUGGUGUACAAAUAAUCCCAUCCCACUGGAAUUGAUGUUUCAUUGAAUCAUGGUUGUCAACCACGUACCAUACCCAUGUGCAAAUGUUGACGUUUAGUUUUAACCUAAGUUAAAGGAACCUCUUUGUGUUUCACUUCGUGACAGCGAAGGGAAACGCAACUCGUUAAUAAACCCGUUUCUUGCGAACUAUCGCACAAAGUAUUUUAGGGAAUUAUUUUAUUCACUCGGACUUUGCGAUCGCCCUUGAAUCACUUUAGCAUGCACUCUCUCUCUCUGUCAGUACGGAUCAAGCUGUGUCAAGAGCUUUAUACCUAAACAGAUUUCAGUUUAACACUUAGGCUUUUGCGACCAAUAUUAUUCAUAAACGUUUUUGGGUUAGGUUUACUGGAAAGUUUCUAAUGACAGAUUUAUCUGCAGAGGUAAACCACGAUAGAUUUAAAUAGAUGUUUUGCUAUAAAACUUAAAAGCAAUCUCCAAUUGUGUAACAAUAUUUGAUAAACGUUCAACUUUGCUAUUUUGUUCUACAACACAGGGCUUCACGAUGGCGAGCUGUUAACUACCUCGCCUGUUAUACAGGUUAUGGAUUCGAUCCCGACCGUGAUGUCUGUAUAUUUGGAGUUUGCGUGUCUCUCUCUCUCUUUCCUCGUGGUCGUGUGGAUUUUCUCCCGGGU
Petromyzon marinus (sea lamprey) is the source of this 3875-nucleotide messenger RNA. RefSeq lists its product as uncharacterized. The record is from RefSeq and is a predicted model, not a curated record. Gene Ontology annotation, cellular component: synapse. Lineage: Eukaryota; Metazoa; Chordata; Hyperoartia; Petromyzontiformes; Petromyzontidae. Gene Ontology annotation, biological process: cell projection morphogenesis.